AUGAUUCCAUUCCACUCAUCGAUCAGUCUAGAUCUUCUACCUUACUACACAGCGAUACUACUGCACACGUUCACAAUCAUCAUGGUAACCAAGCUAAUAUGCUGUCUAAAACAAAGUCGGGGAAGCGGUGAACAAUCGAAAGGAUGGUGUAUGCGAAGAAAAGACGCGAGCAAAAGCAAGACCUUCGACUCAUGGCAAAGUAGCGUUGCCGAUAUAGCCACAUGCGAAAUUGUCAACCCACCAGCCGGUGACUGCUGCAUGGGCGAUGCUGGUCUGGAGGCAAAAAUUCGUCAUAGAACCUUGACAUGGUAUCCAGAUUUGAAGCUGCAGAAAGUUUCGAUUAUUAGGAAGAAUUAUAUGAAAUUCGACCUCUCUUCGCUACCUAACCACCCAGCCCACACCAAUAUAGAAAACGCAAUGACACAAGAAGAGAUGCUAGCAAGAAAAGCUAGAUACAAGGAUAAACACAUCACAUGGGAGUCGGAAUGUCCAGUGUUCAUAGUUUAUGGUUACGAUCCAUGCCGAGGAGAACUCGAUUAUGAUGAGAAUACUAUGGAUGAUUUGAGUUACAAGGAGGCAGAAGAACUUGAGAAAAAUAUUGAUAAGGUGCUUCUGUUACCGCUUUAUACUAACUAA
Cylicocyclus nassatus is the source of this 636-nucleotide messenger RNA. The record is from the annotation of a GenBank genome assembly. NCBI's taxonomy places the organism in Eukaryota, Metazoa, Nematoda, Chromadorea, Rhabditida, Strongylidae.